CUACUUCACGUUUCCACGACUACGGGGUCAGUGUCGCCCUUGAUGACUUGACAGGUGCAUGGCAGUUCAGCUCCCAGCAUGUACGCCAAAGGGAAAGGAUCGACUGUACCCUCCGAUGCACAAGCAAGAGAAAAGUUAGCCCUCUAUGUAUAUGAAUACCUACUCCAUGUCGGAGCACAGAAAAGUGCACAGACGUUUUUGUCAGAAGUUAGGAGUGGAAUAAUUAGCAAAGACAAUGACAUGUGGAUACGAUGGGAAAAGAAUAUAACGUUAGGAGAACCGCCUGGGUUUCUACACUCCUGGUGGUGUGUGUUUUGGGAUUUAUAUUGUGCAGCACCAGAAAGGCGGGAAACAUGUGAUCACUCGAGUGAAGCCAAAGCAUUUCACGAUUAUGGUCAAGGGUCAAAGUUCAAGGUCACAGUUCCACAGGGUUUUGUAAAUUCAGGGUAUGGGGUAAACGGUAUAGCACAUAAUGCAGGCCCAGCACCUAGUCCGCUGGGACAGAUGCCCCCUCAGGACGGGAUGCCAGGAGGACCAAUGCCCCCAGGUUUUUUUCCGCCUCCAGCUUCCCAGCCGUCCCCCCAUUCACAGCCUCAACACAACCCCGGGAUGAUGCAGGGCCAACCCAAUCAACCAUUUAUGUCACCGCGAUAUCCAGGUGGUCCGCGAGGUCCUGGGUCAGUGCGAUUACCUAAUCAAGUAGACUUCAAUAACAGCGGCACAGGCCAGAUGCCAAUGGGGAACAGCAUGGAGCCCAGACCAGGUCAUCCUGGUAUGGGACCAAUGCCAAGGAUGGGGCCCGGGGGACCACGCAUGCCUGGACCUAUGAACCCGUACGACUCAUUACCUAACUAUGCGGGUGGUAUGAGGGGACCUCCUCCCAACAGUAUGGGCCCAGGGGGGCCUGGACCUGGGGGCAUGCCCCCUAUGUCUAUGCCAGGGCCAGGGGGACAAGCAAACAGACCAUGGCCACCCACAACAUCAUCUAUAAACUAUUCAUCAGCAUCACCAGGUAGCUAUAAUGGUCCCACUGGAGGAGGGCCACCCGGCACACCCAUAAUGCCCAGUCCACAAGGAUCCCAAGGACCAUUCUCACCAGCAAGCCAUCAACGAAUCGGGUCACGACCAGAUGAUGUAGAGCCACAAAAGAUGCUGUGUUUAGAUUCUACGAAUUCAGGGGACGGGAUGUAUGGAAUGAUGAAGGGUCCUGGACCUGGAGGCAUGCCAGGAAUGCCAGGGCAGUUUCCUAAUAUGCCAGGCGGGCCAGACGGACAAAUGGGGAUGGGGCCAGAAAUGGGAUCAGUGAUGAAUGGUGGUGAUAUAGACGGAAUGAAGAACUCUCCAGCAAAUGGUCCCGGGACACCCAGGGACGAUCUGCCGCCCGUGAGCGGGGCCGUGUCAGGGGAUAUGGGUGGCUACCCCAGCCUAGGCUACCAAGAUAAUGACCAAACGGAGUCUGCAGCAAUCCUAAAGAUUAAAGAAUCUAUGCAGGAGGAGGCAAAACGGUUCGAAAAAGACACUGAUCACCCCGACUAUUUCAUGUCACAAUGAAGCGCGAUUCACUCUUGUUUAUAAGAUAGAGUAAAGUCUAUUGUAAAUUAUUCUGUUAUUUAUAAGGUUUUGUACGUAUACAUCUUUGAUAACUACUGUUAGCAAGUAAGGGAGAAAGAAAGAAAGACAGCGCGAGAUAUCUGACCUACAUUGCAAACAUACACAAUGACAUUGUUUUUUUCCCAUGUCAUUCAUUUAUGAGUUAUAUGAGGGUUUUUUUGACUUCUGUUUUUUUUAAAGAAGCAAACAAAUUUUAAAAAAUACAAACUGGUGCUGACACUACGGUCAUCUGUAGCAACUAGACUUUUGGGUCACAGUGGUCGGCUAUAGAACUGGGGCAAGCUGAGCUUAUAUAUGUCUUACCAUUAUGAUGUCAUUUGUCCUUGCUUAUUGUGUUCUCCAUUAAACCUGUCUCGGGAGAAUGUUUGUCAUCUCGUCUGCCAACUAACAUCACCAUAUAAAAUUUCAGCAAAACAAAUCUGGCAACAACAAAAAAAAUACAAAUAAAGAUUUUUUUUCACAUGUUUCCAGUAAAGUAUUCCAAAAGGCAUCCAAUUGGUACUGAGGUGGAAAGACCUUUUUUCAAGAUAUCCAUUCAAAAUUUAGUGCUUUUUUGUGCUGUAGGAGACAAAACAUUGACUGUGUUAUCUCAUUUAAAUCGGGUCAAACUAUUGGUUUAUUUCAAUUUAUUAUGUCAAAAGUAAAGGAUAUCUCUCACGGACCAAAUUUCUUGAAGAUUUAUAGACAAUAUGUAGGGAACAGAACAAAGGAAGGGAGACAACUCUGGCUCACAGUAACUUGUAUAUAUUUAUAACUGAGAGAACACGGUUUUGCUAAGUUUCCUAGAGAUUGACUUUGGUGCUGCUUGUUUUUAGUUGAUGGCAUAGGAGUGGGCAGCCCAUGGUCCUUGUACCCAUGGUGACUGACCCUGAAAUCAUUUAACAUUGCUUUGACAUAGUCUCUUUCUAACCAAUCGUAGAGUGUCUGUUUCAUAUGCAUGUCUACUGCCAUAUCACCAUUUUCUUUUGCCGAAAAGAAACAAAAAGAAAAUAGAAUUAAGGUGCUUUUUUAUGUUUUUAUUUUUUUGCAUUAAACAUUUGCUCAUUCGUUAUUUUCCAUUCUAUCCAUCAUUCGCAUACAAAUUUGGUGCCAGUUAACAUGUUUGAUGCGACAUAUGUGAUUCUGGGUAAAACGUUAUGCUAUAAAGAAGAGAAACCUUUUUUUUGUUGACUAUUUAUUUAUUUUUUUAAUUUAUUUUACAUUUUAAGUUUGCAAGAGAUUUUUUUGUUGUUUUCCCAAGCAAUGGCAGUUGACAUGAUCCUUACUGUGUACAUAUAUGUGGUAACACCAGUUCUUGCCUCAGUUCGUACGACACACUACAACCCAGAGUCCCCUCUUCAUUCCCCCUCUCCAGUGGGGGCAUGACACAUUGGUCACCGUUGUCAUGGUGAUGGGCUCCAUCCCACGACAGCGUUGAAAUUGUCAUCAGGAUUGUUUGAACAAGAAAUAGUCUUGAAGCCAAAGCGGAGUCCCACCUUUUAUUUAUUGUUAGCUUAUAGGAGCCUUUUUUAUCUCUCGCUUUGUAUUAACAAGUUAACAAAUCUACUCAUUCAUUAUGCCUCUCUUUAGUUUGAUCUGCAUGGACCAACUAAGCUGUAAUGAUGAAACAGUGACAGUCGUAGCUUCCUUGUGGAAUAUCGUUAGACCUUCUCUGAAGCUGUGUCACACAUUACAAGUGCUACAUUUAGUAUGUUGUCAUUAUGGAAACCCACACAAACGAUAUUUAAUGUCGUUGAUUUUUGUGUCAGUUUUUUUUUUCCUUCUAUGUUGAGCAUUGGCUUGAAGAUUAUUUCUUCAGUACACAUCCCCACUUUAUCUUUUGCACACAUUGUUAAAACAUCGGACAUUUUCAAGGACCAAAAUUUUCAAAAGCAAAAAGAGAACAAAAUCACUUCAAACUAUUGUGAUUUUAUUUUGUCAACUUUCUUUUUGAACAAAACUUUUUUUGUUUCAUUUAUCAUAUAAAUUUGAUAUAUAGUGUAAGUGGUGUAGUCCGUUGACCACCGUGAAAGAUAUUGUGAUCACAUAACCACUGUAUUGUGCUCAUGUUUCUUCAUUUUACAAAUUCCCAUCUCUUCAUGGUACAUCUAUAAUUGAACCUGUUUCUCCUCCCCAAAUACUUUUUUGUCAAUAUAAAUAUAUUUUUCUUAAUUGUAUUCUUGGAUAUGAUUUCAUAUUAAUUUCCAUACAAUAUGGACACUUGUUUUUGCCGCCAUCAUUUAAUCAUAGUGGUCACUUUAGUUUCCCUCUGAUUCCCACAGUAAGAGCGGCAUUCUGGAUUUUUUCAUACUCGACCAUAAGUCAUCACUAAUUUAGACAUCUUUCAUUUAAUCAUUAAUUGCCAUCUAACUCUACAGUCAAAUAUUAUGACAUUCAUGUGAUUUAGAGGGGAAAAAUUAUAGAUGUAUUUGACUUUUGGGUAUUACAGUUAGCAGCUCUGCCCACCCCUAUUCAUGAUAAGAUAUGUCCCCUCUCCUCCAUAAGAGAAUCAAAUGUUGAUGGGUUUAGGUUCAUUUUCCCUUCCCCUCUAUAAGGGUUUGUUUUACAGUUUUCUGCCCUGCCGCUUCAUUAUAGAAUUAAAUGUCAUUAGGUGAAGGGUUAUUGCCUCUCCUCUCUAUCAGAGACUAUCGGUGGGUUUAGUUAUUUGCCCUCCCUCAAUCAGAGACUAUCGGUGGGGUUAGUUAUUUGCCCUUCCCUCUAUCAGAAAAGUCAAUGCCAGUCGGUUGCCAUACACCGUUUGUAUAAAUAUUAACACCACAUACAAGCUUCUUACAAACCACCAUGCAACUAGUUACCACUUUAGAUCAUCUACAAUCAGGAUGUGCCAGUUCCAUUGAUUGGUUACUGUCACUGAGCAUUAUUAUGUGAUCUGAUCGGCCACCUUUACUCACCGUCUGGACACAUGGUCUCUUUUUGGUCUCUUUUUCCCCUCAAAACUCAGCUUAAGACCUCACUACCGAGUAGAUUUCACAGCUUCAAUAGUUCACUCUGUCCCAUUUUAUUGCAAUUUGGCCUCCACAAAAGUUCUAUCAACAUGUUUUAUUUUGUAGCAAAUUGAUGAUACAACCAAACUGAAUCUUUUCCUAAGAUUUUAUAAGCAUUUUAAUGCACUUAAUUAAAAUUGGGUCUAAGGGAGAUAACUCUUUGUUGAUCAGUUACUCAUAAAAACUGGUGAAAUUGAGAUCCAGUUAUAUCUAAUAAUUAAUCUUAUAUUUAUGUAAAUGCAAUAUUCAAUCGAAGAGAAGUACAAUUAAAAUGGGUUGGGGAUAUGGGGGACCUCAUUAUAUGGUAAUCAAAUUUGGUUGAUCAAGGUGACUUGAUGCAUGGUGGUGGCUUGUACUAGGAACAUUUCUUCGUUUCUCUCAUUAAAUCAUAGUCUGUAUAACACAUAGAGUUAGCUCUCAGUAAUCUGGCGACUGUUUUGUGUAAAGUUUACCAUGGUAGGCACUGGUCAAAGUGUGAAAGGUUGUGUGCAUGGAUGAUGGAGCACCGUGAGCCAGUGGAGCGUGACAGUGACAGUGUGGUAUUUGGUUGUGGACGAUUGGUUGAGCAUUGUUACAUUACUGAUUGUGACAGACCUAUUUUUCAGUAUGUGUCUGGGUUAUCAUAUAAAUAUAUAUAUAUCAAAUAAUUAUUAUUAACAUGUAAAUUGUAUCAUACAAGUGUUCCCUCUUCUCUUCCUGUUGUGUUUCAUAGAAUUCUCCACUUUUCAUGUAUUUAUGUUAAAAUGAUCAAAAUGUCGUCAUUAAAUGGGCAAGUAGAUUUCUUUCCCCAGUAUUUGUACAAAUGUCUUUUAGACUGUUUUUGAUUGUAGGGUAGUCUAAAAUCUCCCUCUCAUUCUAAGAGAAUAUAUGCAAAAUAGAUGUUCCAAUUUAUCUUCAGUAGUAGUGAAUCUUUACACCUUGAAAAGUUUGAAGAAUUCUAUGAGUUUUCAAGCAAGAAAUUUUGAUAGAUAUUUUUCAAACAUAUUUUUGACGUCGCACCCAGAAAACGUCCACACUUUUCAUUCACUUGUCUAGUUGCUCGUCAAAACAUGUAAAAGCAAAUUAUAUUAAAAUUUAUCGUUUUUUUAGACGGAUUAUGGCAAUAUUUUAAGUUGUUCAGCUGAGAAAGGACAAACUAGAUACUCUACAGAGAAAUGCUUGUAGCAAUACAGGUCUCUGGUCACAGUUCUAUAAUUCGGUCUUUUACACAAGUUCUCAUCUUCAUUAGCUUGAUUGUUAGUAAAAAUGUGAAAUUUCAAGCUUGAUAACUUUUAUCAAAAUGAUUAAAACUACAUGAAUUUGAAACUUUCUAACAAGGUUGAUAGAAUAUUUAUUGAUAAUUUUCAAGGUGGUUAAGUUUUAAAUCUUAUAAUAUGAUGAUGUUUUUCGUGAACAACCAUUUCUAAACUGUUCCUGUCCCUUGGUUUACGCAGUGGUGAAUGCCUUCUUGUUAGGAGCAUUUCAAAGUUCGGUAUUCAAGGGACACAACUCACCUGGCAGCCAUAUUGAAAAACGAUUGCUCAACCAGCUCGGGAUUAAGACAAGUGGAGAAGAUGUGGAUAUUUGUGGGAGUGACCAAGGGAGGGGCCACUCACUGACCGCGUUACUGUCCAGCUGUGUAAGCCAAUACAUUCCCAUCACUUUCUUUGCUGAGUGUUCUAACGUCCCAUGAGGAAUCUGUGUCUGCUGUCAGCUAGCAACCCCUGAACUCCAGUCAGCUUGUUCAUAUCAAUGCACAGGCUGUCUACUGCAGAUUUAAGGGGUGUUAAGUUGACCAAUAUCUGUGUAUACUGUCAGUUUAUCACCCUCACUGCAGUCGACUGGUCCACAUACAUUCAUUGGAUCUGUCUAUCGCAAAUUAAAGGGUGUUAGGUUGACAAAUAUUUGUAUCUACUGUCAGAUAACCACCCUUUUUUCUGCAUUGGACUGGUCCAGAUUAAUGUAUGGGAUCUGUUUAUUGCAGGUUUAAGGGGUUGUUUUGUUGACCUGAAAUAAUCCCAAACAAUGAUGUCUCAAUUUAUAUAAAUUAUGUGCUAACAGAGUAAAACUUGGUGCUGUUCAGAGAUUUCCCAUAGUUCAAACACCGAGUGUUACGUUGGAACUAAUGCCACUCACUGAAUGGUCCCCAGUAGAUACCCUGGAAGGGAUGUAGUAUCAAGAUGGAGGUCCGACCUAAUUUGGUACUGGACAGACACAGGUUCCACACUAGGGACUUGCUGGAAAAAAACUAUGUGUUCAACGAAAACCAAAAACAUGCUGGAAUUGCAUGUUGAGGUUGUUUUAUAAUCCACCAAAUCUCUAUUAACUGUGGAAGUCUAGGAUAAAACCACUAACAGGUGGUGGUGGUGGUUAACAAAUGUUUUAUUGAUGUGUUCAUGUACCUCUUGUUUCUAUGGUUACCAUCGGUUGCUAUGGCUACAGUACAUUACGUUUUUGACAACACAGUUGGACCUAAGUUGUCAGUGUCAAUGUCCAGCAAUUCUGGCGGUCAGUUUGUUAUAUUGGGGGGGUGGACAAUCUGCAUGUUUUACUUAAUUGUAUGACUGGCUGGACUUAAGCCAGCAUAAUUUAAUUUGUAGGUUGUUCGUAGUUAUACUUGUAUUUGACAGAAAAUUACAAUUCCUCAGAAAAUUAUUCAUGCCAUUUACCACUCAAUUACAUAUAACAUUGUUAUUAUUUAGAAAAUCAUUUUUAUGAAGAACACUUUCAUCAUUAACAAAAUGAAUCAUAUCUGUUAAAGAGUUUCCUGGUGUAAAAAUAUUCAUUUCAUUUAAAAAAAUGGAUUUUUUUCUGGGGAUAUUAUAAUUUCUUGAAAAUAUCAUUUCAAAUACGCAAAUAUUAUUUACAGAAUAUUUUUUCAAUUGUUAGGUAAAAGACGAUGUGUUGUUUUACAGAAUAGGUUAAGAGUUGUCUCCCUUCACUUUUCAUUUUCAAUCUCAUUGUUAUUUUUGUCCAAACUUAAGAAUGCUCAUAUGGGAGAUUCCUUAUAAUCAUGAUUGUAUUUUGUAUGAUAAUUUAAGAUGCAAGAACCCAAAUGUCAUGCGACGUUUGGUAAAUUAAGAAUAUCAUUAUGUAUUGGUAGAUAUGUAUAAUGAUGCGACAAGAUUGUAUAGCAUACCGAAGAAUAUUGUGUCCUUCAUUUUGUAAUAAGUACCAUAGAGGCAUCCUUUCAUGGUGAGACAUUUUGAUCAAACAGUAAUAUUAUUAUUAUUAUGUGAUGUUGGUGUUGUGUUUACUUCUGACUCAUUGGCAUUUUACUGUCGCCACCCAACAACACACGACGGUGGGAGACUCACAAACUAAAAUUACACACAAUUUGCCACGAUCUCAGUGCAACAGUGCCCAUGCUCCGAUUCAUUGAUGAUAUUAGUGAUAAUGAUGAUGUUUCUAUAUUUGUAACAGAAAUUUGCAUGUGAAUAUAAGGGGUGAAAGUCACUUUAUAUUUUGCUGGGAGUCCACAGAUGAAGAGGUUCAAAAUCGUUCAUUUUCUGGGUACGGCAAAGUGUUUAUAUUAUAUAUAUACAUAACAGAUAUAUAUAUGUGUAUAUAUAUAUAUUGUUGAGCAUUCUGGGUAUUUAUUACACACAAAGUGAUGCUCCUGGGAACAUCAGGGGUCUAUGAUCGUGAACUUUUCCUACAUUUAAUUUUUUUUGUUUUUUUUGCUUUGUAAAUCGCAAAAGCAACUUUUCGUUAUUUUGAAACAUUUUUCAUCAAUGUACAUUGGUCAUUUAAUCAUACCUUAAAUUGAUUUUAAGACACAAAUCAUGGUAUUUCUCCCUAUCUCAUUUGGAUUCCCCCGAAAUGCCCCCAUCUUGGACCUUCCAUUGAUAAUGUAGCAUUGUAACAGCCCUGCCCAGAGCCUCAUUAUACAUACAAUACACUGCCCCAGCCAUUGGUUGUGACUGGGAGCACCUGCCUGCCUUGGGCCCCUGUUUGUUAAAACAAUUUUAAAAUCCUAAAUGGAGCAUCACCGAGAAUAAAACAUAAAAGACACCAUAAACAUAUAUAGUUACAUUUUUAGUGGGUGGGGGCGGGCCGCGACAAUAAAAUGUAGUCAUUGGGGAAAAAACAAUCAAAACUGGGGUGAUCAUAUAACAUGAUUUGUCACUACAUCACAAUUUUUGAAGAAGUCAUUUUAUAUUAUAUAUAUGUGUACAUGAAGUGUAAAGGAUAAGAGGAAACACUUUUAAUUUGUUUUUGUUUUUUUUUAAACGUGGUCUCAUUUAAACAGCACACCAACACAACACAUGGACACACCCAUUCUCCUGUUCUCAUCCCAUUAUGUACAGACAUCCCAUAAUAUGUACAGUCUCUCCUCGUCUACCUGUGUAUGUGACUAUGAAUGUGUUAGUCGUCAUGGUAUCCACUUUUAGUUGGGUGUAUCCAUGAUCCUUGUAUGUUGCGAUAUUGUACAUGAUUCUUCUGUAGUCAGCAAACAUGAGGGCUAUGAUUACAAUUAAACAUCUGUGAGACCAUUGGAAAUUGA
Molecule: messenger RNA, 9081 nt
Organism: Mizuhopecten yessoensis (Yesso scallop)
Lineage: Eukaryota; Metazoa; Mollusca; Bivalvia; Pectinida; Pectinidae
Product: single-stranded DNA-binding protein 3-like
Exons: 22
Coding region: 79-1551 (490 amino acids)
Biological process (GO): positive regulation of transcription by RNA polymerase II
Cellular component (GO): nucleus
Molecular function (GO): single-stranded DNA binding; protein binding
Source: RefSeq, a predicted model, not a curated record